Molecule: messenger RNA, 3315 nt
Organism: Harpegnathos saltator (Jerdon's jumping ant)
Lineage: Eukaryota; Metazoa; Arthropoda; Insecta; Hymenoptera; Formicidae
Exons: 3
Coding region: 455-1498 (347 amino acids)
Source: RefSeq, a predicted model, not a curated record
CCCGGCACGCUUCGAAGUCUUCACGGGAGUUCGGGUUCACGCGAGAUUCUCACAUGACGACGGGACUUUCUUCGGAACUCCAGGAGUUCGCAGGCUGUGUUUACUCAAAUAUACGACUGUGCCGUGAAUGGCGAGAGCGAUCUCACCUUCCUCCUCCUCCUCCUCCGCGAAGGAAGCAGACGUAACUCGGAUCAGACAUUCGUUUCGACCGCGAGGGGAGCUAAAAUAGUUGUGAAGCGCGCCUUCAUUGUAAUGACACACAUAUACGCGGCGGAAAAACGUGCUUGCAGCGAGGGGAGAUUACGCGGCAGCUUGUUUAUUGCGAGAUCCUCUGCGCGCAGGCAGGAUCAUAACAAGACAAUCGCGACGUGGGCUCUUUAUACGCUCUUUCAGCGGGUAAAAAGGAACCAGAAAAAAAGGAAGACCCGGCCUAUCGCAUUCUGAGGAAGAUAAAAUGACUCGACUCGGCAUUGUGAGUGAACGCGGUCAAUGCGUUCCAAUCAGUCAAUUUGCGACACGUCGCGAGGAAAGGUUCAGUCGCGUUUUCGCGGAGAAGUGCGACAAGUGCAUCUCAUCGAGUCUGCGCUGUUCGUUCAGCAAAACGUGCGCACACACGUUUCUCUCUAAAUCAUUAAAAAGUAUCUUGCAUCUUGGAAAUUGUUCAAUACAUAUGUCGGCGCCUGUGAUAUUCACGGACGGAGAAAUCGUGUGUGAGAGAGAGAGAGAGAGAGAGAGAGAACCCUUUCUUAUCUUACUAAAAGAGAACCACAUAAGUUUCAUUCGACACGAAAGCGCGUCGUCGCCUCCGCUGCAUCCGACGCUCUUUUCCGAGGCUUCAUCAACAAUACUUACGCGACGCGACCGUCAAACGAUCGAAGACGCUCGACCAUACGUACCCUGCGCUGGCUUUGGCAACCGGAAGCGAUCCGCGGAGUCCUCGAGACGGAGACCGGUGACCGCGCGCGAGCGGCGAUCGCACAACGGGAUGCACCGCCUGAGGUUAAUUGUGCGUUACGACGUCGAUGAAGUCGACACGCGGUGCCCGCCCAAUUAUCGCAAUUGUGCGCGCCGCGUUGGUCAUCAAGUUCCAGCGGUAUACAACAUCUUCUUCGGUAUACAACAUUUACAUAACAUCGUCGUCAGUGCAAUAUUCGAAAACAACACUUACGCGGUGCAACAGUUACCUCUGUGCAAUGUCAUUGCGUUGAAAUUUCACCUGUUCUCCGAGAUACAUAUACGCUUAUUUCGGGAGGAGUGGAUGUUCAGUGAGAAAACCCAAUCGCUGGGAACGAGUUCUCUCUCGUUGGACCAUCGCUCCUGCGUUUCAAAGUGCCCCAAGGGGAUCAGUGUGUUCGGCCGCUUUGAAAUUCGAUGUACACUCGCAUAUCUGCGGUGCAACCGACGAAAUCACCGACUCGAACUUGGACCAUCAGACACACGUCCGCUGGGUUCUCGCACCUUCGCACCCACGCGACGGCCGUUCAAUCACGACCGGUGAUCGUAAAGCCCGUAUCGCGGCUGCCAGCGCGACCAUGAAAAGAGCCGAUCACGCUUGGCCUCGAUCGGCUCACCUAUCGUGACACGACUGGUUCAGGUGCGAACGAACGCUUGCCAGCCAGGAAAAUCGACGCCGAUCCAAACGCGCUUGUCCACGAGGACGAAGACGAGUCGACACUUCCGCUCACUGUCAUCCUCGCGUCUCGGCGAUAUUAUAUGUAUGUAAUUAUCCACCCUCCUUUCCAGUCCGCGCGUUUGUCGUCGAAAGCGAGAAGAAACGAACAAGUUGGACCAUAUAUAUAUAUAUAUAUAUAUAUAUAUAUACUCAUUAAAUAUCAUUGCUGAUUAAAUAUCAUAGCGUCGGGCUUGUCCUCGAGCGUGUGCCGCGACAAGUCGCGCCAAUGACCGAUCCGCGCGGAUUCGAGCGGCACUUUCUACGUGUGAGUGCGAAAGUGCCGUUUCCGGCUGCUUUGUUCGAAAACAUCUCGCGGCCGUCGAAAGAAUCCACCCGGCCGAAUGAAGCCGAUAACGAGCUGCCGUUCGCGGACGCCGUUCGCGAGAUACCUCCGCGACGCGAGACGCAACGCGGACGCGAGGAAUAUUAUCCUGCACUUUCUCCGAACAGGCGAAAUAUGCAGUUCAGAGGAACAACUUCAGCUCUCUUCUUCUUGCCUCAUUUUUCGCGCCUCUACGGGCACUUUUGUACGUGACGGGACCUGAAUUACAUAAAACGGGGGAGAUUGCCGCGCGAGCCACGCGCGAGCCGGAGCGACGCGCGAUUUAAUCCCGUCUCGCCUUGGACACCGUGAAAGCUAAUUAUGACGACGGGAUCUCGUGCAAGAAGCGCAUUGAAAUAUUAGCAUAACACGACUGACGGCCGAGUGUUUCUUCGGCUUAUUGUGAUUACAAUUUACAUCGCUCGGGGAGAUAUCGCGGUCUGUAUCCGCGUCGCUCUAAUGGCAUGCAAAACAGCCGGAUUAUCGUGGUAUUACCUGAUUUAAUCAAGACGCUGGUCGUCUGGUCGGCCGAACGCGUCGAUUUAAAAUCGACGCGUAAUCCGCGCGUUCUUACGACGAACUCGACGAUAGAAAGUCGACUGCUACGAUAUUGUGAGUUUCGUAAUAAAAUCGAGGAAUGCUCGUUACGAUCGUGACAUGCCCGCCGGUUUGACAUAACGCUGUUAUUACGAUCGUUGCCGGUUCGUUCGCUUCGGGGACAAGAAUGGAUUAUAACGGCGAACGGAAGCAGGAAACAGGACUGUUCCCCAUUAGUCAUCCUUUCUUUCUUUCUUUUUUUUCAUUAGACGACGAAUGUUUCGUGCAUGACAACCGAGCGACAAGCGUGCGUAUAUAUGAUUCGAAAUACGCGCGCGCACGUCUUUGUUGUGUGUUUCAUCGUGUAAUCUCUUACUUUAAGUGAAUAAAUUUAAAAAGAAUCCGCGCGAAAGCGUGCGUCAGAUGAGUAAUGUUUUGUUGAAAAAUUUUAUCCUUAUCUUGCAUAAUUUAUAGACUAGAGAGAAUAUGGAUCAGACGUAAGAAGCCUGAGGCACAUCGCGAUCAUUUGUAGAAUCUAAAUAAGGGUUGAAUCCUAGCACUCGUCGUUCCGUUACGGUAACGGUAACGGUAACGCUUGUUACGGUGAUCGCGAUGUAUCACAAGAAAACAGACAUUGCACGGUAAUAAUUUGUUGUACGAUACUUUAGAUAAUGUACAUAUAACAUAUAUACCAAAUUACCUUUACACCCUAAGCAAAUUAACUCCUCACAUGAUUGAAUAAUUCUGAUAAUAAACGAUAAUUCUUUCUUGCAUGCAAGAAAAC